ACAUGUAUAUACAUAAAAAAUUGAAGACAAGCAGCAGUCGCCCACGGAAAUACAUCGUGACGUCAUGUCUAGGAUGCCUCUUCUGUUUUUAGAUGCACUUUUAGAUGCAGUUUCUAAAAUAGCAGCUGUAUAUGAAAACAUAUAAAAUGGGUCGAUUUGUUAUGAAAUUUAACUGAAGGGGGGAGGACUAACUAAACGGUUGGGUUUCUUGGAAGACAACGUGUACAUCAGUGUUGUACAUGUAGACUCGAGUAAUUUUAUUGUGAGACUGUACCUGACUUCGGCACUGACGUAGGUUUAUCACUCACACUAAUCCAUGCAGACCUACUUUAGUUUAAUAAAAGUUAUAGCAGUAUUAUCCCUAUUCAUAAUUAUACACAACGAGUAUUGUAAGUUCCCACUGCACGGAAAUCGAACGGACGUUCCCUUUAAUGAAAAAUUCGACACUUUAUCAUUUUGUACUUCGGAUCACUUUCACCAUGGAACUAUAUAACACAUGCUUUCACCAGUCCCCACAGCGGUGUGACGCUGACGUGUCGUUCAGAUGGCCUGCAGCCUACAGGGCCCAUGUUUCUGCCGCUCACUGUACAACGAGGCACGGUUGGGAAUGCAUGCAUAUGAACCAGACCUUGUUCCACUGUCUGCGCAAAAAUUCCCAAGGAACUUCUUGCCUCUUGGCCGGCUUUGAGGCACCUUCGUACGAGUAAAGUAGUAAUGCCAGCUGCACGUGCUCUACUGUGUUCACGGUCUAAUCCAAUAACGCCCUUCAUAACUUGUGCAUUUGCUACACAUGUUCAAGCCUGCAGGGCAAUCGAGCCGCGGCAUAAUUCUUGUAGUCUGGUCACGGAAGAGCCAAUUGGCUUCAGGCUUAAUACUUGGCUCGACGGGCCGUAACGUCCUUCAACUGAGCGGCGCAUAAUGGUGCCAUGCCCCGUGUGGGCAAAAACAACCGAGUAGGAUCGCUGAAGUGGUGAGGUCUGUCAUUUUCGCAUAAAAAUCGACUACUGACCUGCUGAAGUCAACGUGCGAGAUUUGCGUUGUAUGACAGCGAUAUCAUGUGCUCUCCUGAGUUUGUUCUUCGUCAGAGCUCUACCAAUUACUGAGUACCUCACAGCCUGCAGUUCAUAAUGAGCAAUGUCUCCAUGCGGUGUGUUCUGUUCGGUCUGGCCAUGAUGGCCUUGGCGUUGUUUGUCGGCAUUCAACGUUUUGGUCUUCCUGCUGUUCUCGCCAGAGGACCUAUUCCAGUCAAGAAGCUGCAUGCCAAGCGAGGAAAGGACCCGCUCCAUGAGAAAAGUGGAAGUGAUAGAUCGUGCAAUAACCAGACUUGUUUAUGGGAUGAAGAGCAGUUGUACCGGAAGAGUCUAGUGUGGGAUAUGUGCCAUGCCAUCCACGCUGAAGGAAACACCCACAACUACCCGCCUCUACGCUACCGUCUGUCCAGGGAUACACCGCGGCAGGCGUCCUUGUUCAGUCACUUCUUGGUCAUCGAGUCGAUGAAGCUGAUUUACUGCUUCAUCCCCAAAGUGAGUUGCACAAGCUGGAAGCGUCUACUCCUUUUCAUGAGUGGGAAAUAUAACUCCAUGAAAGACAUAGGUCAGUGGCAAACCCACGUCCUUGCCCUCAAAGAAUUCCGUGUUCUUUCUUCAUAUUCCGUCGAAGACAUCGAAAAUCUGUUGGCGACAUACAGGACGUUCGUCUUCGUUCGGAACCCUUUCGAGAGGAUCCUGUCGGCCUAUCAGGAUAAAUUUCAGGAGGACUAUCCGGCGAGCAAACUCACCCGGAAGCAGUACAGCGAGAGAAUCAUCCGACAGACAGGUGGCUCGCCGGAAAAUGUGCAGAAACUGUUGACGACCCAGAGACGGAAAGACGGAACCCUGAACGUCACCUUCUGGCAGUUUGUGAGAUUUGUGUCUAGCCUGGACGGCCCACGGACCAAACAGUACAUGAAUGAUCACUGGGCUCAGAUGUAUCAGAUGUGUCAUCCGUGUCUGGUGGAUUACGACUGGAUCGGACACUACGACUCUUUGCGGAUUGACGCCGAUUCGAUUUUAACGGCCGCCGGGUUUGACCCCCAGUUCCGAUUCCCAAAUUUCACCACGAACCCCACGGGCAGCUCGAACGAAGACACGCUGCUGCGUUACUAUUCCACGUUGACUACUUCGGAAAUCGAAGCUCUGUACAAAUAUUAUGAACUUGAUUUUAGCCUCUUCGGUUUUGAUAUCCCAAGGACUAUAAGAAAUCUACUCAACAGCAGAGGGCGCAGUGACAACUAUACUCUGAACGGUCGAACGAAUUUCGCUAUCACCUCAAGUUAGUUUGGAGGAGACUGGGGCCAGUUGUUAAAAAUAUCGCACUCUGCACAUGAUGAGUAGUUUAUUUUUCUCCCCAUGGAAGCUGAAGAUAUCAGCUAUAAAAAAAUCGGCCACAAUUUUCAACCGUUAAACAGUGAUCGCAGGUGAUAUUGAGUUGUUACAAAGUGUUGGAUAGGCCCUACUUGGCGCCACUUUGUCACAAAAAUACGUAGGCCUAUGCACACUCACAUGCCCAAGAAAAGAUAAUAUGCGUUUGGAAUUCCGAGCAUUAUCCUUUCCAUUUUCUUGCUUUAAAUAUUUUAUAUAGGGUCAACCAUAGCCUGUCAAUCAAGAUUACUUCACAGGUCUGUGACUUUUGGCUCCAAAAUCUUACAAACAUAAAUUUUGGGGGAAAAAGAGAAAAUAGAGAACUCCACAUCUGCUUCGGUUAUGCAUAUUUUAAUUCAUGUGUUCAACUUGACAUUUGUGAGUUUUUAAAAGUAUUUAUACAUUACGCUGGGUUAGUAGUGAUAUAACUUGUAAUACCUUGAAAUACCGGACAUUGGUUGAUAUCAGGAAAACUUAUUUGUUUUAAACUGGUGUUCAUACUAUAACAAUAAAACAGUGAAUCAAAUUACAGCUCUGCAAAAGAGCGAACUACAUAUACAUUGUAUUUUGAAACGAAAAGAAUACUUGGGGAUUCGCAAUUUUUGUUGUACACAAAAUACUGAGGAAACUCGACUUGAAUAAAGGCUAUAAUCGUGGAUCUAGA
Messenger RNA from Acanthaster planci (crown-of-thorns starfish), 3063 nucleotides. RefSeq names its product carbohydrate sulfotransferase 11-like. Gene Ontology annotation, biological process: carbohydrate biosynthetic process. The record is from RefSeq and is a predicted model, not a curated record. Gene Ontology annotation, cellular component: membrane. Gene Ontology annotation, molecular function: sulfotransferase activity. Lineage: Eukaryota; Metazoa; Echinodermata; Asteroidea; Valvatida; Acanthasteridae.